UUCCUGUUUGCACUUCAGUUGGCACCUUGCGCGGUGGAGCGCUUUCCUUCUGUGAAGCAGGAAGCGGGGGCUUUGGGGCUCCUGGACAGGAGGUACUGGGGGAGGGGUGCUUAGGAGGCCAGGCCCUCCUCCCCUCCGCAGCCGCCCCUUUCUGCUGGCCCGGAGAGGCCGGGGCCCAACGGUGUCCUCUAGCCCCAAGCCGGUUCCUCUUCCAGAAACUGGGCCAUCCUCUAGAGGGGCCGCCCCCUCCCCCCUUGGUCAGCCCCAGGGCGUGUGGGAGUGUUGGUUAAACUGGGAGGGAGCCCUGCCCUGCCCCAGGCUGCCGGCACAGGGGUGCGCGGUGAGCCACCGGUGGUCAUGGCCUGGGUGAACCCUGUCUGCUCCCUGCUGCUGCGUGACCACAGGCCUGAGGGACAGGAACCUGGCCCGGCGUCGCACUGACCUUAUCAUUUGCCCUUCCUUCUUGUGAAAGUUUGAGAGAAGUGUGCAGCCACAGGAAAACGGGUGAGGCGAGGGUCCGUGGCGCCCUGGGGCAGCCGCACCCCGUUCCCCCAGCACUGCCCAGAGGCACAUGUAACACUCAUGGGCUGGGUGGGCUUGAGAACCCAGCCACGGUACCGCGGCCCAACUUCAGACAGGUCGGGGUGGUUCCCUAAUCCCACAGUCUGCACGAGGUCGCUGGUCAGACUCCUCGGGGGGCCUGGUCAUUUCGAGCUGCGCUCAGAGGUGGCCCCGGAGGCAGCAGCAGACCCUGGCUUGAGUUUCCGCGGCGUCUCGGGGAAGCACGGGUGAAGCCCGCGUUGGCGAUGCUGCUGUCUCGCGCCUGGCGUCCAGGACCACACGUCCCGGUACAGGCCCCGGGCCCCUCACUCCCCUUGGCCCCGGAGGUCCGGAUGGUCCGCUGUCCUUUGUCCUGGUGACAAAGACCUUUCCAGGAAGUGCGCCUGCUGUGCCCACAUGACUGUCCUCCCCCCCCCCCCAAGCUCCUGGCUCCUUCUGGGGGGGCGGCCGGAGAGCCUCGCUCCUUCCCGCUUCCGCGAUGCUGACGCUCACACUGUGGCUCCCGACGGGGCAGCGGCCGUCGCGCUGAGUCUGAGUUCCGGAGACGCCUGGAUGACUCCGCUGAAGGCGUUCAGCACCAACUUGAUACUCAGACUCACGUCUUCUGCUGGGUUUUCUCACCUGCGGGAGUUUGGCGCAGUGUGUUUUGUUCCAGAGCCGGAAAGGGAACGUCCCGGUCAGCCUGACUGCCCCUCAGGGCUGGUCCCUGAGCUCCAAUGCCUUGUUCUCUGCGGGGUAAACGGGAGACGGGGGUGACAGGUCUGCUCGGCAGAGGACCCCCAGCUCACUGGCGGGGGUGAAGCCAGGCCUCUCCAGCUCUGUUCUUAGCCCCGUGGUGCAGGGUUUGUAUGCCGCUCACAGCCAGACUCUCCCACCUGCUGUGCCGGCCACAAGGACCCUGGACCCCGGCCGUCCGCAGCUGGUGACUGACAGGUGUCAGUCUGGAAGGGCAGAGGCGGUCAUGCCACCCGCGGAUCUUUCAGAUCAGAUUGAGCCCCGUGCGCAGCUGAAAACGCGCUUCCGGUAUUUCCUCAGGUGUCACUCGUCAGUGUCGGGAGCUGCCUCCCAGCCAUGGAGGGGGAGGAGGAGCGGUCACCUCAGGAGCCGACGCCGACGCUCUGUCCCUGCUCCUGGAGAUGAAGCUGAGGAGGCGGCGGGAACGGCCCAGCCUGCCGCGCACCGUGACCGAGCUGGUGGCCGAGGACGGGAGCAGGGUGUACGUGGUGGGCACAGCCCACUUCAGCGAUGACAGCAAGAGGGACGUCGUGAAGACCAUCCGGGAGGUGCAGCCUGACGUGGUGGUGGUGGAGCUGUGCCAGUACCGCGUGUCCAUGCUCAAGAUGGACGAGAGCACGCUGCUCCAGGAGGCCAAGGAGAUCAGCCUGGAGAAGCUGCAGCAGGCCGUGAGGCAGAACGGGGUCAUGUCUGGACUCAUGCAGAUGCUGCUGCUGAAGGUGUCGGCCCACAUCACCGAGCAGCUGGGCAUGGCCCCUGGCGGCGAGUUCAGGGAGGCCUUCAAGGAGCCCCUGCCCCAGGCCAGCAAGGUGCCUUUCUGCAAGUUCCACCUGGGCGACCGGCCCAUCCCCGUCACCUUCAAGAGGGCCAUCGCUGCACUGUCCUUCUGGCAGAAAGUCAAGCUGGCCUGGGGCCUGUGCUUCCUGUCAGACCCCAUCAGAGGGUACCGAGGUCCCUGCCCUGGGUCAACAGCACCGGCCUCCCGCUGGCCACCCCGUGCCCGCGAGGCUGGCAGCGCGCCCUCUGCCCCCAGCAAGGACGACGUGGAGCGCUGCAAGCAGAAGGACCUGCUGGAGCAGAUGAUGGCCGAGAUGGUCGGCGCGUUCCCCGACCUGCACCGCACCAUCGUCUCUGAGCGCGACGUUUACCUGACCUACAUGCUGCGGCAGGCCGCCCGGCGCCUGGAGCUGCCCCGCUCCUCUGACGCCGAGCCCAGGAAGUGUGUCCCCUCGGUGGUGGUGGGUGUCGUGGGCAUGGGCCACGUGCCGGGCAUCGAGAAGAACUGGACCACCGACCUCAACAUCCAGGAGAUCAUGACCGUCCCCCCGCCGUCCAUCUCCGGCAGAGUGUCCCGGCUGGCCGUGAAGGCCGCCUUCUUGGGCCUGCUGGGCUACGGCCUUUACUGGAUGGGGCGCCGCGCCACCAGCCUGGUCCUGUCACUGCCCGUCGCUCAGUACUGUCUGCAGAGGGCGUCCGCGGCCCGGCCGCGCAAAUAGGAAGGACCAACACGUGGCUGCUCCCGUGUCACCGCUGAGGGGCGCUGGGGCUGGCCCCCCCCCAACGAGGAGCGGCUGGGUGCCACCCCCUGUGGGGGUCCAGGCCCGGCCACGCCUCUCCUCCCCCAACCCGCCCAAAUAAAGAAAUAUUUAACUGCUCUGAGCUCAGGCUUCCCAGCAGCCCCCUCCCCACCCUCAUCCCCGGCCCUGCAGGGACCGCUCUUGGGGUUCACGGGCAUCAGGACGCACUGGUGGGGGAGGGACCAAAGGUGCACACUGCCCCACCCCCCAUCCCCGGCCCCCAGGUGAAGGGGCGUGGUGGGCACGGCCAGCCAUCCCCUACCUCACUGUGCCUUCUCACGCGCUGGCAGCAGGAGCCCUGGCCCGGGAGCGAGUCCCAGUGGGUUCUGGGCCACCGGGUUCCUGGCUGGCAUGUUUGGGAAGGGCCAGGUCACCCCACGCAGCUCUGUCGUGGCUCCUGGGAGCGUCCCUCCCGCCUGGGCAGCUUGGCCACGCUCGGUCGCGGCGGGCGCACACCAGCUCUGCCUGCAGACGGCGUGUGUGGUUUUGGUUUUUAAAAAUGUCUGAAGUUUUUUUACUCAGGUAAUUUUAACUUAAGAGAAAAACUGAAGCAAAUGUCAGAAAAUACUAGCCUUAAACCUGGUUGGGACAAAGAGAACGUGUGCGUGGGGGGACCUCGAUCCCGAGAGGGUGAGCCCGUGGGAAAGGUCAGCCUCUGCAGGGGGGUGCCAGGCCCACCUCUGGCUGGGGGCUUCUGGGGCUGCAGCCCUCGGACGGGAGCCUUCCUCGGCCCCAACCUCAGUGGACAGCGGGCGCGUGUCCGCUGUGGGGCGGGACAGACGGAGACCCGAGGUUGGGCCGAGCCCACACGGGGCUCCCACCCCGGGCACCUCCCUGCGGCCACGCUCCGCGGGUCAUGUGUCUGUGACACGGCCUCUGUGCAGCCCACCCGGGCCCCGGGGCCACGCUUGAUUGUGUUUGUGUUGACUCGAUGUCUGACAAAACCAGGUGAAACCCACGGCCGUGAACGGGGCCGCACCGUGUUUUCCUGUCAUACGUGUACUCAUUCCUGAGAAAUGGAAAUAAAGUCUAAUUUUGGAA
Panthera uncia (snow leopard) is the source of this 3914-nucleotide messenger RNA. It is a transcript of the gene TRABD, whose product is annotated as TraB domain containing. The coding region runs from base 1698 to 2792 and encodes 364 amino acids. The transcript is spliced from 8 exons. The record is from RefSeq and is a predicted model, not a curated record. Lineage: Eukaryota; Metazoa; Chordata; Mammalia; Carnivora; Felidae.